Molecule: messenger RNA, 345 nt
Organism: Staurois parvus
Lineage: Eukaryota; Metazoa; Chordata; Amphibia; Anura; Ranidae
Source: the annotation of a GenBank genome assembly
UCAUGCUGCUGCCAGGUCCACAGUGUCUCAUGGGUCCCUGUACGGCCUCCCAUUGCUGCUGUCUCCAUCGCCACACUCUGCCAUGUGCCACUUUCAGGUCUCCUCACACUGCUGGUGUGUUCCAUUUUUUGUCAUAGGGUGCUGGCAGAUUACGGGCCUCCCAUUGCUGCUGCCAGGCCCGUAAUCUGCCAUGGGCCCCUGUACCCCGCCUCCUCAUGCUGCUGCCAGGUCCACAGUGUCUCAUGGGUCCCUGUACGGCCUCCCAUUGCUGCUGUCUCCAUCGCCACACUCUGCCAUGUGCCACUUUCAGGUCUCCUCACACUGCUGGUGUGUUCCAUUUUUUGU